Micropterus salmoides (largemouth bass) is the source of this 4643-nucleotide messenger RNA. It is a transcript of the gene sesn1, whose product is annotated as sestrin 1. NCBI's taxonomy places the organism in Eukaryota, Metazoa, Chordata, Actinopteri, Centrarchiformes, Centrarchidae. Bases 127 to 1773 code for a protein of 548 amino acids. Gene Ontology annotation, cellular component: nucleus. The record is from RefSeq and is a predicted model, not a curated record. The transcript has 10 exons. Gene Ontology annotation, biological process: positive regulation of macroautophagy; negative regulation of TORC1 signaling; cellular response to leucine starvation. Gene Ontology annotation, molecular function: oxidoreductase activity, acting on peroxide as acceptor; L-leucine binding.
UACCGUUUCUUCCUUGGGACUAACGUUACUGGUCAGUGCUGUCAAGGCGUCCCGUAGGAGAAGACCUGCACCAAAGAAUGUGGAUAAACCUGUUAUAAGACAGUGCAAACGUUAGUCCUACAUCAAAUGAUGGAAGUGCAGGACCAGGAGUCUCUGGGGAGAUGGGUCGGGCUGGGCAGCCGGGAUACCAUCUCCAGAACUGAAGCCAUGGAGAACAUCCGCCAGGAGGUCAUGAGGAAAGCAGAGGCCAUCGGACCCAUACCAUCAUCGGCCCUGUCACCCUCAGCCUCUGGAAGCCCUCCCAACAGUGACCUGAAUGAUAUCCUGACUCACCUUCUCAUGCUGUCCAAACGGUGUCCCUUUGAAGAUGUCAGGGAGCGAUGCAUUCGGCUUCUGCAGGCCGUCCAGGACUUGGGAGUAAGGAUCCCAAGACCCUUAGGUAACGGACCAAGCAGAUUCAUCCCUGAAAAAGAGAUUCUGAAAGUCAGUAAAGUGGACACCCGGACACAGUCAAUAUUUGAGGAUGCGUUUGCAGCCCUCGGUCGCCUCGACAACAUUUCUCUGGUGAUGGGCUUUCACCCGCAGUACCUGGAGAGUUUUCUCCGGACGCAGCACUACUUGCUGCAAAUGGAUGGGCCGCUCUCUUUGCACUACCGACACUACAUUGGCAUCAUGGCAGCCGCUAGGCACCAGUGUUCCUACUUGGUCAACCUGCAUGUGAACGACUUCCUCCAGGUCGGGGGUGAUCCCAAGUGGCUGAACGGCCUGGAUGAAGCCCCGCAGAAGCUGCAGCAGCUCGGGGAGCUCAACAAAAUCCUGGCCCACCGGCCUUGGCUUCUCACCAAGGAACACAUGGAGGGCCUUCUUAAGGCAGAGGAACACAGCUGGUCCCUUGCAGAGCUCAUCCAUGCCGUAGUCCUCCUCACACACUACCACUCCCUCGCCUCGUUCACAUUCGGCUGCGGCAUCACACCCGAGAUCCACUGCGACGGCGGACACACUUUCAGACCCCCCUCCCUCAGCCAGUACUGCGUCUGUGACAUUGCCAAUGGCAACGGUCAUGCUAAUCACCAUGAUGAUCCGCUUGGCAACCAGGAGAUGUGUGGCGAGGUGGAGGUGCUGAUGGAGCGCAUGAAGCAGCUGCAGGAGUGCCGCGACGACGAGGAGGCUAGCCAGGAGGAGAUGGCGACUCGCUUUGAGAGGGAGAAGACGGAGAGCAUGCUGGUGGUCACGGCGGAGGACGAGGAAUGUGUUCCCUCCAGAGACAUCUCCCGACACUUUGAGGACCCCAGCUACGGCUACAAGGACUUCUCCAGGAGGGGGGAGCAUGUGCCCACAUUCAGAGUGCAGGACUACAGUUGGGAGGAUCACGGUUUCUCUCUGGUCAACAGACUGUACCCGGAUGUUGGUCAGAUGCUGGACGAGAAGUUCCAGAUGGCCUACAAUCUGACCUACAACACCAUGGCAACACAUAAGGAUGUGGACACCAGCAUGCUGCGCAGGGCCAUCUGGAACUACAUCCACUGCAUGUUUGGCAUCAGGUAUGAUGACUAUGAUUACGGGGAGAUUAACCAGCUUCUGGACCGUAGCUUUAAGAUCUAUAUUAAGACCAUGGUGUGUAGUCCUGAGAAGACCACCAAACGAAUGUAUGAGAGCUUCUGGAGGCAGUUUCAGCACUCCGAGAAGGUCCACGUUAAUCUGCUUCUAAUGGAAGCGCGAAUGCAGGCAGAACUGUUAUACGCUCUGAGAGCGAUCACCCGCUACAUGACAUGAAGUGCUUUUGGCGUUUUUAUCGUUGUCUUUUUACUGUCAUUGUUGUUGCUCACUAUGGGACACUUCAAAGAGAAGAGAGGAAGGUGAAGAAAAAAAAAAAAAAAGGAAAAUCAAAGGGGGGCGGGGGGUGGGUGACGGGGAUACAACAAAAAUGUGCAAGAGAGAUGAGAUGGCCUGGGUUUUGACGGUGCUUGUCGGAUGGAUGUUGAGAAGAGGAUCAGAACAAAUGAAGAAAAAAAAGAAAAAAAAGAGAGAAAUGUUGAAGAAAGUCAUCUCAAACUACAAGUGGAUACUCAACACAGAUUGUGUUGCCUGCAGUGCCAAAACUGUCCAUGAGAGGGCAGCCUGGAGCAAACUACUGCGUUGCUGGGGAGUUUGUGUCCGGCCUGAGCACUGAUACCAGAGGCAUCCAGGUCGACAGUUCAGUAUUCCAGCAUGCAACACGUUUGUUGCCAAUCUCUUUGGCCCCCUGGCAGAGUGAAGACUCACAAAAACCACCCAGAAAGCUAUGCAGCCAGAAACAGUCUGCAUUUUGAUUCUGUUGUCACUGUUAUAUUUGUUUAGUUUCUUUAUUAUCUUUUUAAGGGAAGAGGAUGUUGUUGUCGAUGUGGUUGCUGUUAGUAGUAACUGGAGAUGGAAUCAUUAACUUUGGGCAGUGUUUUUUUGUUUGUUUGUUUUUUUUUACGUGUGCCUGAACUAUCCAGCACAGUGUGCGUGAUGUGCUGAUGCUGCUGCUCCAAUGUUGUAUCCAGCGGGGUCAUAUUGAUCCCUAAAUCACCCACCCCAACCCCAUUACGUCCCCCUAAGCCCCUAUCCAUUUGAAAUCCAUUGCAUUACCCCCCUCCCACUUGUCCUCUACCCCCUAUCCCAAAUCUCAAACGUCAAUGUAAGCUAAUCCAAGGAGUGUGUGGAAAUUAGAGAGAUGUGGAAAGAAACUCAAAGAACACUGAGCCCUUUUUGAGUUUGACUGUACACGUGUGGAUGAGUUGACUGAGGUGUGUGUGUGUGUGUGUGUGUUUCACAGAAAUGACGGAGGGGAAAAAAGUCUUCUUUGAAUUUCAUGUGUCAAAAAAAGCGAGGCACUUUGAAGGGAAGACUUCUUGCUUCUGCUGUAGCUCUGUUAUUGUGAGGUAACUGUUUAUCAUUUAUUGUUGAGGAUGUCUUUAUUUUCCUGGGGAGAAAAAAAGCUAAUAAAAAAGAAAGUUGGAAACCAGGUUUUCCAGGAGGGAUUUGCUUCCGGUUGCCCUAACCACACCUUUUCUGUCUUCCGCUUAUCCCAGCUGCCUGGUCACCCUAACACUUUCAAAGCUUUGGAUUGUGAAUUUUACCAGUAAUGAAUACCUCUUCUGUUUUUCUCUUGAAAACAUAUAAGAAGUGCUCUUUGGUGAGCAGAGACUCUUUCUGGGCUGCCAUGUUCCCAUUUCUCUGGGACCUGGCUAGCCCACACAGGGCCGACUGCGGUUGACAGUUGUCAAACGCAAAAGGUUGUAGCUGUGCUUAUAUCCCUGCUGGGGAAGUCUAACCAGCGCAAAAGCCGCUUUUGUGUUUUUGUUGUUUUAAAAAAAAAAAAAAAGUUUUGUUUUUUUGUUUACUAAAACCAGUUGUGUACUGCAUUCUUCUGAGGGUGGAUUGAGAGAAUAAGACAGAUGAAUGAGUGAUACCUGGAGGAGGGAGGUGGUGAUGAUGAUGAUAAAAGAAUGGUACAUUUGGAAGUGAUUUGAGAGAAAGUGGAGAUUUUUUUUUCCAAACUUCUGACUGAUGUCAGUUACUGACACUUUUUUUAUAUGAAAAUAUAUAUAUAUAAAAAAAAAAGACGAGAAAUAAACUAUCAUAUUGAAUUGUUGUGUAUCAUUCGUAGUUUUCUCCUAAACAAUUUGAAUGCAUUGCUUCAUCAAAGAAAUUGUACUCAAUUUGGAGAGGCCUACACAAUUCAUCAACGGUCACUGCACAAUCAGUAUCACCAUCGGCUCACUUCCACUGCUCAGUUGCACAAGUAUAACCCAUGGUAAUUAGUAAGCAUAUUUGAAUGCUGCUAUGCAAAAGGUGACUCAUGAAAAGACAUGGAGUGUUUAUUCAAUCACCUUAUGUUCCAAAGUACUCUCAGCUCUUUGAUAAUAAAGCUGACUUCAUCAACAGUAAGCUGAACUCAGGGGAACAGUUCAGUUUGUCAUCAGUACGGUCCAUGGACUUUCAUGUGAAUUUCAUUUUACUGUACAAGCUUGAGAUCUGUAUGACUCAGGGAACCAAAUAAUGGUCCCUGUUCCUGUGGUGCGUUCAAGGUCAAGGUUUCUCUUUGCUCCCGACCUACAUUUGGCUCGAGAUAAGGGGGGAUUCCUUGUAGGACACCAUACCUCUCUUUCCUGUUUGCCCCCAUUCCACUCCUCCCUGGGAAAAUCCUUGACUUCCCCGAUGAGGCUGGUAAUCCUCAAAAAAAAACUUCAGGGUGUUUUCCACAGAGGCCAAUCUGUCAAUUCUCAAUUGCCAGGAGAAACCCUCCGACCACACUGCCUUCACAUUUUGGUGGCUUUCCCAGACAAUACUUGGGAUAGGAAACAUUUACUAAGCAACCUUCAAUAUCAGCCAGCCAACUGUCUUUCAUAUCAACCUGAUAAAUUCUAUGUAGAGAACAAUGUUUGUUAUUAGCACUGGCCAAUGCGUUGUUUAGGGGUUUUUGAAACAUCAGCUUGUCUUGUGGUUGUUUUAAGGUCACUAUUGUGUGAAAACUGGGAGAACUGACACCGCGGUUCCUGAUUUGUUUCAAUGUAAUAACGAUGUGUUUUUGAAAUGCUGUACUUUAGGCUACUUGCUGUAACUUGUAAGCCAUGCCUGGCCCCAUAUAUGUGUAACAAUAAAGGCUUUGAGAAGCAAAA